Conger conger (European conger) is the source of this 1110-nucleotide messenger RNA. RefSeq names its product polymeric immunoglobulin receptor-like. The transcript is spliced from 5 exons. Lineage: Eukaryota; Metazoa; Chordata; Actinopteri; Anguilliformes; Congridae. The record is from RefSeq and is a predicted model, not a curated record. The coding region runs from base 193 to 1110 and encodes 305 amino acids.
GGUGAAUGAAGGUGCUAUAUAAAUUCAGACAUUUAGCACUUAUUCAUACAGGAGAGAGAAGAAGGGAACAGAUCAAAAAGGUUGGGUGCAGAAGAUUGAACCCUAAACACACAGGAGGGUUGACACUUAGCCUGAGAGUCAGCUGCCGUACAGACUGCACCACACUGUGCUCUGUAAAAUACACCCACACUGAUGUGUGUGUUUCUCUCUGCAGAUGCUGACGGUGUGUACACAGUGAGUAAAGUAGCUGUACAGAGUGGAAGAUCUGUCACCAUCCCAUGUCUCUACGAUAGAGAAUAUGACUAUCACGUGAAAUACUGGUGUCAUGGGUCAAACUGGAAUUUUUGUAAAACUGUAGUACGCACUGACUCUCCUAAACGUACUGGUAAAACAUCAAUCACUGAUGACCCCACCCAUCAUGUCUUCACUGUUAACAUGACAAUGCUGACAACCUGGGACUCUGGAUAUUACUGGUGUGCUGUAGAGAUCCAGCGCGGUGGAGAUAAGGGAGCAUAUCUGUACCUGUCAUUCACUGCAGACACUCCUGGACUCUGGGUUGAGCAGCAGGAGGUGGCCGGUGUGGAAGGGGGCCAUGUCAGUGUGCUGUGUCACUAUAAUGAACCGAGCAGCAUGAAGAAGUGGUGCAGGAUAAAGGGCUCCUGUGUGGAAGUGAAUUCUGGUGAAUCUGGAAGAUCAGAGAUGAAAGAUGACCACUCUAAAAAGGUUUUCACUGUGAGGGAGCUGAACAUGGAGGACACAGGCUGGUAUUGGUGUGCUGCUGGAAAACUACAGAUCCCUGUUCACCUCACUGUCACUCAGAAAACUACAACUACCACAGUCACCACACCAACCCAUUCUUCAGCAUCUGCAGCACUAAGCACAUCUCUUCUGGUUACCACAGCAACCACAGCAGUAACAUCGUCCAAGCCUUCAACCUCAAAGUAUUCAACAGUCUCAACACCUUUCUCACCUGUUCCAACAACAAUCAAUUACAAUAAAAGCCUUCUGAAAACCCUGCAGAUGAGGUUCUGUACAGCUCAGUCGUCCGGAAAAAUCUACAGACCACACACUCGUCUCGCCGUUCUGCAGCAGAUAGAGCUGGUGAUGUGA